CUCCACGUUCUCCGCCCCUCACCCUCCAUCUCAAGCAAGUCCCAGUCUCACACAUCUCUCUGCGCCAGCCAUGCCUCCUCAGGCCUCCACCAGCCAUUCGCAGGCAGCAGCGACAGCAGGGCCUUCAUCUCCCUCUUCCUCGCACUCCUCGCCCGCCGCACUGCGGCAUCUCGUGCUCGACUACCUCACACAUGCGGGCUACAAGGGCACCGCACUAGCACUCGCGCGCGACGGCGCACGCGGAGACGACGAGGUGCAGGCAUUGCAGAUGGGCAUGGCGGCCAAGAGCGGCGACAGCGCCAUGGCGCCGCCGCUGUCGCAGGGCGCGGCAGAUAAGGACGAGGAUGAGGAGAUGGACGGCGCUGGUGCAGCGGCGGAGAGCAAGGGCAAUGGAAACGGCAAGGCCAUCUCAGCGACGGAGGGAGUGAGCGUGGGAGAGCUGAGCGCAAGGGAGAUCGAACAGAUGGGCUGGCGCAGCGAGAUCCGCUCUCUCAUUCUGCACGGCGACAUCUACGCCUCUCUAGCACUUCUCGACGCUCAUUUCCCUUCCGUCCUCGAUCCCUCGUUCCACUACUACGACCCGCCCGGCGAGACGUCCGUGUCGCCACGCAUGGCCGUGCCGGCCUACGCCUCCUCGCUCGAUCCGGCACAUUUGGCGCUCAACCUGCAAAUACAGGCCUUCAUCGAGAGUGUGCGCAACAGUUCGCAUCCGGGAGAUGCAUCGGACGAUUCCACGCCUACUUCCUCACGCUCCGGAGCUUCAAGUCCGUCAGAUGCGGGCUCUACACCUCCGGCCGAGCGCGAGGGCGGCGCAAAGGCGGAGGAUGAGGCAGGCGGGCGAGGCGAAGGAGUGUAUGGCGCGUUGCAUCUGGUGCAGUCGAUCAAUGCGCGCGUCCAACGGCUGCCCGAGUACUGGCGCAGCAUGUACCUCAAGGAACUCGAGGGCGUCACUGCGCUUCUGGCCUACGGCGAUCUGAAGCAUUGUCCAGUGCGCAAGUAUCUCGACCAGCAUCGUCGCGUCGCAUUAGCAGAGCAGAUCAACUGCGCCAUCCUCGUCUCGACGGGACGCUCAUCGCAGCCAUUGCUAGAGGCGGCCGUGAGACAGACGACCUUCGUAUGGGCGCGCCUUGCCGAAGAGAGGAUUGCAGUGCCGGCGAAUCAUCCACUGCUGGCCAGCGCGCCGGCUCGCUCGCAUUGGCUGGAAUCGACGGAGACGACUUCUAGCUCGCAGUACGCCGCCGCGAGUAGUAGCGAGGAUCCGCGCAAACUCAGAGGCAGAAUUCUGCCGCCGUGGGACCUGCACACGUUCCUCGCCGAGCGAUAGACGACUAUCCCAGCACGUCGCACUCCUUUCCCUCCUCCUCUGACGACCCUGCUGGCGAGAGCACCGCUGCUCUCCUCGCCUUACGCUCAUAUCCUCCACUCAUCCCGACACAUUGCUCCUCCGCCUCGUCCAUCCCUCUGCAUCAUGCUGCGUCCCAUCGUGUAUCAUCUCCCUCUUCUCUGCAUCGUCCGCCAUUCUCUCUCUCAUCGCCGAUCUCGCUGUCGCCCUCAAUACAUCUCACUCAACCCCUGCGGCAGAGCAUGGGAUGAUAUAGAGAUUGCUGCGCCGUGCGCUGCCGGGGUCACCGAUGCGCUGAUCAACAGCCUCGCGCGCCGGCCGCCGCAUCAUGCAGAGGCAAAGUCAGCCGGCAGCGUCCAAUCCACCUGCUCCUGGUUCGCC
This is a messenger RNA of Tilletiopsis washingtonensis, 1723 nucleotides long. RefSeq lists its product as hypothetical. Gene Ontology annotation, molecular function: protein binding. NCBI's taxonomy places the organism in Eukaryota, Fungi, Basidiomycota, Exobasidiomycetes, Entylomatales. The record is from RefSeq and is a predicted model, not a curated record. The transcript is spliced from 3 exons. Bases 71 to 1324 code for a protein of 417 amino acids.